Molecule: messenger RNA, 7498 nt
Organism: Spirodela intermedia
Lineage: Eukaryota; Viridiplantae; Streptophyta; Magnoliopsida; Alismatales; Araceae
Source: the annotation of a GenBank genome assembly
AUGGAUCCUGAUCAGACUUUCCUGCGGGUCCAUACUCGGUUGUCAGGGAUGCUGUCGCAGCUGCUGACCCCUCGGAUCUGCAGGGCGCUCGAGUACAUUCACCUGGGCAUCGCCGUGGCCCUGUUCGGAUUGCUCGUUGUUAUGCACACUAACUUCGUUCAGCAGGUAUGGGUGGGGGUUUGGGGGUUCGAAAGGGCGAAUUUAUCUCCACUUUAGUCACUCCUUUCCUAAAUAGGUAAUUUAGGCAAGUCAUGCACUGUUUUUAUAUUCUUGCGAAAAUCAUGCACUGUUUUCCCAUAUGAACCGGGAGACGUGAGAAUUGAGGACUGCGAUGGGUUUUAUUAGAAUAAUUGUUAUCAUCUUUUGCCUUUGAAAUAGAAUGGGUAAUUUGCUCUCAGCUUUUUAAUUAUUAGUGGGUAUUUAUUUAUAGUUCUUCCUUUAUGGGGAUUUAACAUUCACAUUGAAAGAAGAUGACGUGCAUACUACAACAUAAGUGAACGAACUUUUCGAUUAGCUUUAAGUUGUGCUUUGUGUUUUGAAGAUCAGACUCAUAAGGCAUCUGUUUUUAUAAGGCUUUCCCGAUGAUUUAUUUCUUUCAAUUAGUUUUCGAUGACAUUGAAGAAAUUUUAUUUAUAUGGAUAAUAUUGGAAGUUUUACUCUUGAAAGUAUAUUGGUGGUUGAGUGGCGUGCUUAAUGUGUAAAUCUAGAUCAAUUCACCCUCGUUACACAACAUCAUUAUUCAUAAUAUUUGUUGUCAUGCCUGAGCUCGAGUAAAGUGGUUACCGUGAGAAACAUUGGUUAUCCUAUUUUUGGUAUUAUUCACUCACAAUGAUUCUGUAUUAACUUUUCAUUCCUUAUAAUGCUAUGGAACCUCUUCUGUGGGACACGCUACCAUGAAUUUAGUUUCAGUGAGAAUAAAACAAGGGACACCUAGGUAGAGUAACCCUAAAAAAUGAUGUAUUGGAGUGAAGAUGGAGGCCAAAUUGUCUAAACCAUAUUAGUUGGAAAUUGAUGGUUCAGUUAAAAAAAAACUGUGCUUCAUUUUAAUUUAUUAAUUUGACAGUAACCCUUAGUUAUUGCUUUUGACCCUUAGUUAUUGCUUUUAACUUUUUUUUUUUAAAACUUGGGUUUUAUCAUACGAUCCGAUGGAAAAAUGAAUAAAGCUGCAUUACUGGAUGCUUAAGAUACUGAGGUGCAUGAACAAUCUUACAUGUGUUAUCCACUUAUAUGUUUUAAUUGAGACGGGGCUUCAUGUGAACGUUGAGGAAGUUCGUUCCUAUAGAUAGAGCUUGGAUAAAUUUAUCUGGGUUAAUAUUCUUCGUCCUUUCCUUUAUGUGGAACCGUGAGAAAUUUCCCUUCUGUAUUUCGUUUUCAUUGGGUUUCAACGUGGGAUGGGGAAAUGAUUGGGUCAUUGGAAUAUUAUGGUUUGAUGGGGGUGUAACCGCCGCGAGUUAGAAGAGACAUGACCUGAGUUAUUGAAUCAGUUGGUUCAGAUUGGUAGGGGAUAGCAAAUUUGAUUCCUAAGGGGAAACCUGAUGCACCUUGAGAGUUCAAAAAGCUAAAAAGGAAAAAAUAAUGUGGAUUUUGGUUGGUCUAAUUAUUUCCACAUUCUUUUCUGAUUUUUCCUUAUAAAGGUAGAAUCUGCUCGUUACUUGCUGUCUGCCAUUGUCAGAAAAUAAUGGAUGGGAGGGAAAAUCUUGGCAACGAUACUGAUGAGAGUAAAAUGAAAGACAGAAAAAAGCUUGAGGCAAGAAGAGAAAUGCUCUCUUGUUUCGCUGUCCAUGGCUUCCAACAAAUUCCAUUUGGAGGAUCAAUAGAUUUUGAGUCCCUUUUUUUUAAACAUCCAAUGAAUGUAUCAUUAUAAGUGAUCAGAAUAACCUUAUAUAUACUUUGAAAUGUAUUAUACUUCUCAGUCUGCAUCGGCUUACCUGAUCCAGUCUAAAUUAUAUCACGGUUGGACACAGCCAAUCUGAGAUCCAGCUCUAAUGAUAACAAUGUUGACGCCAUCCCACUGUAUAUUUCCUCUUCCUGAAGAAAUUGAUUAGAAGUUGAGGAUUUGGUAGCUUUAAUAAGGCAACAAACUAAGCAGCCUAAUGACUGUGCUAUUGUUUUGGAGUGACUGUUCAACUGCUAAAGAGUGGAAUGAGAUGGAAUUUUCACCAUGUCUCUGUUAUGGAAUCCUGAUAAUGCAAGUAGCUAGCUAGGGGGGGCAGCUGAUGAACUUAGAGAUUAUGGUUUUUAUCUUCUUCAUGCUUCUUUGAGUGUUAGUUCCCUUGAGAAUGGCUUAUACUCCUAUUUAACGUCUCAUUUAUAAAUUAAUGUUAUUAAACAUGAUGUGCAUGGUAUCUUAAAUUCUCUUUAGUACGUCCUAUGCCCAAUUUUGAUGCACUUCAUUUUAUCUCUGCAGCCUGGCUGUUCAGGUGAGUUAUCACAGAUUGACAUUUCAGGAUGCCAGCUUGUUCAAAUCAAGGUAUUCUGCUCUUUCGCAUGCAUUUCCUUUUUUCUUCAUCUAUUCGAUUUCUUAUGCCAAAUGUUUAUCUUGUUUCUCUUUCAUUUUCCCAGUCUUGGCUAACAAGAUUUACCUUUCAAAUUUUCAAAAUUUUUCUGCUCAUAUAAGUUCUCAUUAUUCCUCCUUUUUUAUGGACGCAUUAUGAUUAUAUAAUUACAUCGUUGUCUGUUUGUGCAGAUUACCAAGGGUGGACUUUUCUCUGAGGAUGUCACAAAUAAGAAUAUGAUGGAUAUGGAAAAUGAUAAUAUUUCAACAGAGAAAAAAGUGAUUCUUGAUGGUAAUGCCGACGAUUUCACAUCUUCAGCAGCAAAAUUUUUCUCUUCCUGGAUUGUGUCAAGUUCUAGAAGAAAAUCAAUUUUCAAAUCCUGGAAGAGUGAGAAAGAUUUUAAAGAUCCUCAGGUGGAUAUAGCUAAUUCUCACAUCACUAGAAUACCUCAGGAAAUAGAAAGUAGUGAUGAUGCAGAGCCACCGAGGACAAGUUUCCUUUUCUCUAAAAGGGAGUCGAUUAAAACAGCAAUUAUUUAUGUCUUUAGUAAGUGGCAGGUGCAUAUUUCUUACUUCUGGAAGAUUCUGAAGCAAUUAUCUAUAUUUGCACGUCGGCUAUGGGUGAGGAGCUUAACAUGAUGCAAUUUUUUUGGCUAGUCUUUUUUAUUUUAUGGCUGUGAAAAGCAUCGCAAGAUCAGCUUUCCCCUAUGACUUAUAUUUUAGGGAUUGUUUCAUAUUUUAUAGAAAAUUAUUUCUAUUCCAGACUAUUUGAUUUGCACUGCUAUCUGGAAUUUUUUUUUUCUGGUGAUUCACUUAAAUAAGAAACGUUAUUUGCUUCCAUUUGUGCCAGAAUCAUUAUUGGCUAUUCUAAACGCUAAGAGGCUCUUUUAUUUUUAUUUAAGAGGAUGUCAAUAUUAUUAAAAUUUGAUCUUACAGAAUGCUGUAGGGUGGAAUGUGAUAAGAGAUAUUCCAAGGCUCUUUCAAAUGCUUCACCUGCAACAAAUAAAGUUAUUUUUAGGUAAUGUUUCUAUAUCAUCAUGCUUUUCGUUUGAGGCCCUUUUUAUUUAGGUUAUUGAUUGCACAUUUCAACCUUUGGUCACCUUUAGUCAUCCAUCUGCAUCUGGAAACCAUGGAGAUUUGAUAUCUAUAUUUUCCAGGUUAUGGCCAGUUGUAAAGUUUUCAUGCAAGCGUUAGUUGAUAUACUCUAUACAUUGCAGUCCUCCCUCUGUGAGAUUUGGUUCCCUCGCGCUUGUUUCAGAACCAUAGGCUUCACAAACUUAAGGGUUUUGCUGCUGUUAAUAUGUUACAUCACAAACAAGCGUCUAAAAUAUAGAACAUGCUAAAUCUGUAUUUAAUUUAAUCCUUCUCCUUUUGUGUGGAGAUUGUUGGUAUCUGUGGAAGCUUUCCUUGCUAAUGUCUUCUUUUACAGUGCAAUGGCUUGAAAGAGGUAGCAAGGCAUCUGAGACAACUUACCUCUACACUCUCGAAAAGGUAUAUACUAAAUUUGGGUUUUUUGGUUUUUGAUAUCUGUAUGACACCUGAACGACGGUAUAACUCCCUUGAAACCGCUUAACUGUUAACUCUUGGUCAGGUCAGGAAUGUAGUUUUAAUCUGUCUCUGCUGAUAAUUCUGAUGUAGCACCACUGCCUGCCACAUUCCCAGGUUUAGCACUCCUACCUCUUGGCUGCUCAUGUCCCACUUAUCCCAUCCUUGUUGUCUCCAUUCUCCUUCCGUCCAACAUCCCUCAUCUCCCUCGGACCCUUUGGACUGCGCAAUACCCAUUGCUCUGUAUCUCCCGCCCAAGGAAAAUUUCUGGAGGUAUGUCUCUUUUACCCCGAGAGGGUCAGUCACCCUAGACUAUCUAAGAACAAGCCCUAGACUCUAUGGAACAACUCUUCUUUUUUCUUGUAACUUAUUUAACAUUGUAGACUAAGUGUGGUGUGGAUGUAAAAUAGAGAACUGUGUAAAUAAAAAUUGACACCUUCCCCUGUCACCCCAAUUUUCCACUCUCCAUAGACAGUCUCCAGUGUGAAGCCACCAUCUCCUCGUCCAUUGCCUCAUUCUCGUUCAGACUUUACCCAGCAUUGCUUGCUUCCUCACUACAGUCCUCAUGUUUGCACCAGUUCAAUUUUAUUGCCAAGCCCAGCCGACAGUAAGACUAAACACGAAUGAUAAAACUGUGGGCUUUCCGUGCUUUGAAAGAAUUUAAGUGGUUAAGUUGAUGUUGAUUAAAUAUUCCUGAGAAUAUUCCUCGUUUUUAAAAGGUAGUUUUUUUCAGAGGAUAAAAAACUACGAAUUAAAUUGUUUCACGGGAGUUGUAACAGAAAUUGAAAAAGCUUAUGGACUUAUCCACUAUUCAACUGUAUUUUUGGGAUCUAAACCUGAAUAUCCCAGUUUGCGUUUUUUGGCGUAUUCUCAAGAUCGGCAUGAUAUGUGAUAGCUAGAUGCUAUUCUGCUACUUAUAAUUAUUAGGGAUAAUACUUUUAGUUACUUUUCAGGGUUAUUUCUUGCUUCCUGAAGGUGCCAAAGCUCUCCAUAACAUAAAGACCGUUAACAUCAGCAUUUCUGCCCAGAAUUCCUGUUUUGGGAACAGGUCAGGCUGUUCUCAACCUUUUAGGACGUGGUUUUAAUAUUAAAUUUCGGAAGAAAGAAUGUGUCCUCGGAAGAGCUUAAGUAUUUUUCAAUACUCUUUUGGUGUGAUGCUAUAAGAAUGACCGUUUGGUUUUCUUUCUUCCAGGUGGCAACAGCAUCUUAUCAAUAGUUUUGUUGGCUAUGAUACCAUUCUGAUGAAUAGUUUAUUAAGCUUUCCAGGGAAAGGUGAAAGAACUUUCUUUGUCAUGGAUCGUUUGAAAAUAUGCCACAGUUCUAUGUGCAUCUUUAAAUAUCACUGAAUGCUACGCCAUGUCUUGUAAUUUUACUCUUCAUAAGUUUAGAAAUGGUUGUUGCAUCUAACUCGUCAUUUCGUUUCUUCUUUCUUGGUCUGACUAAAGUCAUUCUUAUGGGAUCCACUUCCCAUAUAUGUUAAUUUAUCUUCACUCUGUGUGAGGUGAAAAAUUGGUCCGCAUUCUCAGUUAAUGUAAUACUUUUAGACCCAUGUUCAAGGUAUUUUCCCUCCUGAUUUUAUUGCGAACUCUUUCAGGUUAUCUUUACAGCAGUCAGACUCAAGAAUUUUACUAUCUUGGUUAUGGACUUGAACCGUUGGAUGGUUCGUCAAGGUUUGGUGGUUAGUCAAACCUCUCUUUCUUCAUUAGACGUUUUAUGGCAACCUUGACUAUUUUACAUAUUAGGGCAUGCAAUCUUGUAUCUUAUAUAUUAUCUAGAAAUUUUUGCCUAUUUUUCAUCAAGUGCCUCAUGUUCACAAUGGUUCCAAGUGCCAGAAGUUUUUGCUGCUUACACGGUUCAAGAGUUGUUGCUUAUUAACUGUUUCUUUCUUCUUCUUCUGCUGCAGAUUACUUUCUGACCAAGGGUAGCGUGCUCAUUAUGUCAUUAUUUGUUUUCUUUACGACCACAAUGUCUGUUUCAUUUACACUGAGGGAGACACAAUCUCGAAUGCUGAAAUUCACUGGUAUUUGUUUUCGUACCAAAAUAGAUAUUAAUAAUUAAACGUCAGCUCUGAUACUGCCUAUAAUAUUCCAUAUCAUCUUACAAUGAAAUCGGCUGUCAUUUUCUCUGAUCAUUGCAGUUCAGCUACAACAUCAUGCCAGGCACAAUCUCCCAACUUUCCAGUUGAUUUUUGUACACGUGAUCGAGUCACUUGUUUUUGUACCAGUGGGUCAACUUUCUUUUUUGAAGACUUCUAAGACUACUCAAAUUUAUUUAGCAUAUGUGAAGUUAUCUUUUGUUUAAUGUACUCUUUUAUCUUUCUCAAUUCUGAACUAAUGCACUAGUUCUUUGCCCACAGAUAAUGAUCGGCAUCCUUUUCUUCUUGUUCGAGUUUUACGAUGAUCAGAUGCUUGCUUUCUUGGUCCUAGCCCUUGUUUGGCUGUGUGAACUUUUUACAAUGAUCAGGUAACCCGCCUUCUUCCUGUUCAUUUAUCUACACCUCCAUCUUUUAUUUCUUUAGUUGAAAAACCUGCCAUUCCUUCCGUAGAAAGUCCUCACGAUUCAUAGCUAUAAUGCUCUUCCAAAGUGUUGUAGUAUCCCCGGAGGUUUCUGUUCACAUUUGAUGUCCGGCUGUUCUUUUGCAGUGUCCGGACGCCAAUUUCCAUGCAGUUUUUUCCACGCUUCUUCUUGCUCUACUUCUUGGUGUUCCAUAUUUACUUCUUUUCUUAUUCAUAUGGUACGCUCUUCUUCUCUUUCUAUUCAUUUGUUUUCUCUUUAAUAUUUCAGCAACUAAUAUCUUCUGCCCCCAGGUUUCUCUUAUUUGGCUUUGUUUACCACUGCCGCCUUCAUGCAGCACUUGAUUCUAUAUUUCUGGAACCACUAUGAGGUAAUCGUCUUCAUCUUCCAGUAGAAAAGCAAUAUCUUUUCUCAUUACGACCGCUGCCUUCCAAGACUGAGUAGUAUAUUUCUCUGGUGAACUCGCCGCAGGUCCCAGCCCUACACAGGUUCAUGAGCAGCCGAUCUCAUCUGCAGCAGCAGGCAGGUGUCCAGAUCACCUCAUCCACCAUAGUCACCUCCACCCUGCAUAUCGCCAGAGUAAAUAUGGGAAACCAAGGUAUUCUGGGUACUGAUCCUGGGAUUGACCCCGGGCCCCAAAUGGGGCUCAAUCCUCUUGAACCCGACCCUGAUGAAUCUACAGAGACCAGUGUCCUUGAACCACGGCCAGCCAGCGGCCCAAACCCAAUUUCUUCUCCCCUUCAGUUCCCGGAGCUAAACAUGCAGCAGGCAGCUGCGGCUUCUAACACCGGCCCACUAAAUCCCUUUGGUUCGAUGCUGCUUUCCAUCUUGGGGGGUGCAUCUUCGGAGGGCCUCGUUUCCUUUUUCUCCCUGUUUCGAGAUAUACGAGACCCACAUCAGAUUUAUGCUGAGCAACAACACCAUGGAGACGAACCAGCUAUGUAA